This is a messenger RNA of Cydia fagiglandana, 912 nucleotides long. RefSeq names its product calcyphosin-like protein. Gene Ontology annotation, molecular function: calcium ion binding. Bases 32 to 508 code for a protein of 158 amino acids. The transcript is spliced from 5 exons. NCBI's taxonomy places the organism in Eukaryota, Metazoa, Arthropoda, Insecta, Lepidoptera, Tortricidae. The record is from RefSeq and is a predicted model, not a curated record.
UUUUUAAAAAAAUUACAGGAUUUUUCGCAGAAUGGAUAAAGAUGGAAGCAAACAACUUAACAAAGAAGAGUUCUUCGCGGGCAUCGAAGAAACUGGACUGGACAUAAGCCACGAGGACGCAGAGAAAUUGUUCGCUCAGUUCGACACAACCAACAGCGGUUCCAUCAGUAUCGAUGAAUUUAUCAAAGAGAUUCGUCCUCCGAUGAAUGAGGGCCGCCGUGCUAUAGUCGAUCGCGCGUUCAGGAAAUUGGAUAAAACUGGAGAUGGGGUCAUUGCCACAGAAGAUCUCCGUGGCGUUUACUCGUGCGCUGCAAACCCAAGGUACAAGAGCGGUGAAGAGACCGAAGAACUGCUCAUUGGAAAAUUCCUAGCUAACUUUGAGAGCGAGGGCACCGUUGAUGGCAAGGUAACGCUUGAGGAGUUCAUGAACUACUACAGCGGCAUCAGCGUGUCCAUGGAGGACGACUGCUACUUUGAUCUUAUGAUGCGGCAGGCCUACAAGCUCUAAAGAUCAGGCCAGAUGCAUGCACCUAACAUCGCUGAGACAAGACUGUGAUUAAUUCAUGACACGCCAGUUAUUUUCGUAUUUACUCUCGCACGCCCACAUUUCAACUCGGGUUAGGCGGUCAUUGGCUGUCACAAUAAGUGAGGAUGUGUGUGCUAUUGUGAUCACGGCAUGUCAUGAAGUCACAACUCCGUGGUCCGCGACGUGGUCCUUGCAGUCGUUGCAUUAUUCAUCCAUGGCCAGAAGUCCUUGUUUGUUAGCAUUUGGACAAGCGGGACAGCACACGCGCGUAUUUUUUAAGGCUUUUGUCGACGUCAUCCUCGAGAUGUCAAGCACUCAGUCACUAUGCGUUAUUCAUAUCAAAUUAUUAAUGGAAGUUAUAUGAAAUUAAAUACUUACCUAUUUUA